Haliotis rubra (blacklip abalone) is the source of this 2053-nucleotide messenger RNA. Its product is annotated as beta-porphyranase A-like. The coding region runs from base 107 to 1984 and encodes 625 amino acids. The record is from RefSeq and is a predicted model, not a curated record. Lineage: Eukaryota; Metazoa; Mollusca; Gastropoda; Lepetellida; Haliotidae. The transcript is spliced from 4 exons.
UGCAUUUAUAGAACGGUGUCAGGGUGGCUGUCAGUUGCCAUCGAUUCUGACUAUAUAGACUCCAGCCUCUGGUGUACAUGUGUAGUGGAAUCUUAUCCAUCUCAAAAUGAAAUGGACACAGGUCUUGUUCUCCCUGAGUCUCAUAGUAGACAGUGUCCACAGCGAUGGUAGUGUGUAUAGUGACACCACUGUGACGAUCCACCCUCAGUGGCUGGCACAGGGAGGACGCGUUCGCUACGACUUUAAUAGAUGGAGCAAGCACAAUAACUUGGAUCAAACACGUCUCAUUCCAAAAUGUCGGAGCCUCCGGACUGACAGUGGACGCUGGGGCGACAGAGAUUACAAUGGUGAUCUCUUCCUGGACUGGCCAGAAGAUCCCAACCGUAGUGGCUACCCUGACCCCAACUAUCUGAAGAACGUCACCAAACAAGAAGAACUGUUCUCCAAGUACGUAGAGAACAUCAACACUGGCUAUGAGAACGGCAUGAUCAUGAUGGCAGAAGCUCUUUUCUUCCCGAGUUGGAUAGACAUGUCUGAACAUGAUGGUCAUUUCCCAAACAAUGUCGAUGCUGCUGCAGAGUUCAUGAUGUUGAUGGUGCAAGGAGUUUAUGACUACACCAAAGGACAGAUACCACCCUAUUUUGAGCCAAUAAAUGAACCGGAUGGUAAAUGGCAUAUACUGAAUUUCACAACUAUUAACAUCUUACACAAAUUAGUUGCGGAGAAACUCCAUACCAAAUUUAACAUCAAGGUGGCUGGUCCAACACUUACCAGUGAAAUUAAGAACGCAGAUUUACACGACUUUUCGUAUUGGCAAAAAGUGGCAAAUUUCAUGGAUGUCAAUUUAGGCUACAUAGAUGUAUUUUCAUUUCAUGCAUACAAUGACAUCGGUGUUUCUGGAAGAUCUUACAAUUUUACUGGAGCAAAUGAAGCACGUCUGGUAGCAUUUAUAGACCUGGUUGAAAACUACGCCUCUCAGAAGACCGGUAAGAUUAUUCCCCUUGUUAUUAGUGAAUAUGGUCGCGGUGCAGCUAUAGGACGUGACAAAUACGCUCCAUCACCCAUAAUGGAAUUUUCAACAAUCUACCAGGCUAAUGGCCACAGAUUUACCCAAUUAAAUCUCAGGGAAUACAUUGAAAGAGCAGUGGCGUGGAUUCUAGCCAAUGAAGAGUGGCCAGGACGGUAUAGUAUCAACUAUUCACUUUUCACUCUUGAUGGGAAACCCACAAAUAUUGACAACAUUUACAAGUUUUGGUACAAAUUCGCGUCAGGCUUCUCCUUCAUCAGAACUACCAGCCAGUAUGACGGAGAGGAACGAACAGUGACACCAUUAGCAAUGUCAAGUUCCUCCACGAACGAAACCGUCAUUCUCUUGCACAGUUAUUCUCGGAGGUCACAGGCAGUCAAGCUAGUCUUCCAAGACGACUGGAUCAAACCAACAACUGGCCAAGCUACUUGCACCACCAUCAAGGACGACUGGUUUCCGGCCAUCACCUUCAACGAAACCAUCGACAUCCAGAAGACACAAGGAAUUGUUGAACUUCCUCCUGAAGCAUCAUGUCACUUUACAUUUAACACCCCUUCAAACAAACUGCCUUCAGUCACUCUCAACGAAACCACAUAUUACGGAGCUGACACGCUUAUAGCAAUCAAUGGCAAUGUUGUCUCGACAGUGAUAUCUCUACCAAAUGGCCAGUAUGACAAUGGAAGACUGAGAGUGUCAACCAGUUGGCUGAUCAAUGAAACAAACAGUGUAUCAUAUCUUACCGUUAAUGACCACCGUCUUGAAUCUUUCUUUAAACUAUUUGAUUCCGACAAGCUUGCAAGCAAUACGUAUUGGAAUGUUUGGGAGUUUUUAGUUCCGCCAUCUGUGAUUGUCCCUGGGCCUAACCAGGUAGAGGUUCACUUCUCUAACAACAUCGCAACGGGAUAUGUUUCUUCUGUUGCUCUUGUUAUGGCCAAGCUGGUUCAGUCUGACUUCUGAAGUCAUGGCAAUGAUACCAAUUUUGUCAAAUGCCUCAAAUUUAAAUCAUUAAAGAAAUUCCAUCAAUGA